Messenger RNA from Linum trigynum, 3785 nucleotides. The record is from the annotation of a GenBank genome assembly. NCBI's taxonomy places the organism in Eukaryota, Viridiplantae, Streptophyta, Magnoliopsida, Malpighiales, Linaceae.
UAAUAACCAAUUCGUUAACUUAAUAUCCAAUUAACCGUUAACUGGCAUUAAGUGCAUUUUUUUAAUUUGGCCACAUUCGGCAGAUCACGGCCACUUUGGUCACCCCAAGUUUUACUUUCGUAUUUUGUGCGGUAGUACUGCCAAUCGAGGGGGAGGAAACGACUGAUGCUAUUGACCGAUCAUUAGGAAUUAUAUUAAUAAUGCCGCCGGCGAUCCAACCUGAAUCCACCCAUCGUCCAUCAGUUCUAACUCCAUUCCUUUAACUUUUACAUAGUUCCUCCGGUAGCGAUUGUCCCCCAGUGAAAACAGCACAAUUUCUCCGGCUGUCCAUUAUUUCUCACUAAAUCCAGAGCUGCGUAUACAUAUAAAACCAUCUCCCAGCUCACCUAGCCUUGUGUCCCUAUUUGCAUCCGUCAACACAGACACACACAAAGGAUCAAAUUCCGAGUGAUGGAAAAUCUUGACAUGUUCGCCGGAGGGAUCGAAGUCAUCCCUUUCCCUCCCUUCAAGCAGCAGGACGAUCACCGCGCCAACGAAGCUCAAUUGCCAACCUCAACCUUCCCCGAAAGUCACGAAACCAAGGAAACAGUUGACAACCCGGAUCCACCAGCGCCGGCGCCACUGUCCAGUGAAGAUCUUAUGAGGAUCGCGGCACUAAAAUUCAUCCAGUCCCACUCCAAAGACAUGCCAUUUGACGUCGUGACGGCCACAGUGGACGCUCCUCUCUCGGAAGAGCAAUCCGAGAGCGUGGAGCUCGCCGAGCUUCUCCUGGAAGCUGUAGAGAAAGUGGGAGACCGUCGAUUCGACGACGCCAGGGCACUGCUCAGGCAAUGCGACGGUCGGGCUUCCCCAACGGGAAACCCAAUCCAACGGCUAGUGUUCUACUACUCUGGAAGCCUGCGACACCGGGUCGACCGAGAAACUGGUCGAAUUGGGGCCGGGGACAUGUGGAAAGCGAAAGAGCAGUCGUCCAAUCUGUUCAGAGUUGCAAUGAACCCAAGCGUCAGGUUGGUUGAGUUUCAGAGGAGACUUCCUUUCUUCCAGGUAGCACAGUUUGCUGGGAUCCAGACGAUUGUGGAACACGUGGAGGGCGCUAGAAGGAUCCACGUCCUCGAUUUGGCGAUCAGGACAGGACAUCAAUGGACGAUCCUGAUGCAGGCACUGGCGACCCGGAGAAGAGACCGUGUGGAGCACCUGAAGAUAACCGCCGUGGCGACCAUGGAAAAGGAGUUGAUCGAGCAGACAGGGAGAAGGCUGGUGACUUUUGCGCAGAGCAUGAACUUGGUCUGUAGCUUUUACGUGAUCAUGGUCCGUGACCUGGCAGAGCUGAGGCAGGACCAGUUGCAGUUCGAUUCGGGCGAGACAGUGGCUGUUCUGGCGGAUGAUGUUGCAAGAACGCUGACAAGUCCCGCGGAGAGGCUGGACUCGGUGAUCAAAGUGAUCCGGAGGGUGCAGCCGUGCAUCAUGGUGGUGACGGAGAUGGAAGGGAGCAGGAACUCGCCGGUUUUUGUGAACUGGUUCGUGGAGUCGCUGUUCUUCGCCAGCGUGCUGUUCGAUUCCAUGGGGGAAUGUAUGGGGAGCGAGGAGGCAUGGAGGAAGUUUGGAGAGGAGACAUUGGGAGGGGUGAGCAAGAUGGUGAUGAUGGGGACGAUAAGUGAUAAACUAGGGCAGGGGAGAGCCUGGAUGAUCAGGAGUAUGAAGGUGGAUAUAUGGAGGGCUUUUUUUCGGCGGUUUGGGAUGGUGGAAGCGCAGUUGAGUCAUUCGUCCAUGUACCAAGCAGAGCUCAUGGCUCAGAGCGUGCCGUGUUGGAGCCCUUGUUCGGUGUGGAUGGAUGGGAAGAGCUUGAUUGUUGGGUGGAAGGGUACGCCCGUCAAGUCUGUUACUGCUUGGAAGUUUAGUUGAAGAUCAGUAGUCAAAUUUCUUGUUCGUCGGACAGUACUCUCGAAUACCUGGAGAAGUGGAGAAGAGAAGCAGGAUUCAGUAAGACGACAGUGACUCAGAUUUGUUAUUUUACCACGAAAGGGUUUUUACACAGACACGGAUGCCAACCUCUAUUCAUUUCAGAUUUAUUUUGACAGACUGCUUAUUCUGGUAUCGUAUUGGACAAAGGAACAACAUCCACUAAUAUCUACGAAGGAAACCAAAUCAGUGUAUUAUACAUUUUAGCUGCCAACAGUAAAUGUGUUAUAGAUUCUCAUUACAUUUCUGGACAUGGAAUAAGUAAGAACUUACCUGCUCCUGCUGAAGCAAGACUCUAAGGCGUGCAGUGCCAAAACUGCCAAAGAAAACUCCAUGAAGAAAGAGCGUGCAAGCAGAAUACAAACCUCCCUGAGGAGGAGUCAAGGAUGCCAAUAGAAUAGAAGAGAACAAUGCUAAUAGAUGAAAGGGUGCUCAUUCUCCAGCAAACAGCGAUUCGAGAUGGAACUCCCAAUACUAAUAAGUAGUUAAUGAAAUGCCAGGUGUAUAGUGUGAUUAAUAGAAGCACGAUACAAGCAAUUAGAGUCGGCUACCGCAUCAGAGGCUUCUGCAUCCACUUCAAGUGACAGAAUAAUAAUCAUCGAACCAUGAAAACAAGACAAGAAUGGAAAACUUAGUUAUAUCCUAGCUAGCCAAACAGGAUACGCAGCUGCCUUCAAAAUUGGCUCUAACACAAACAAAAAUGACCUAAUCCGAUUCAGAGUUGAACCCAUAACAUAAAAUCUGUGCUUACGGAACUUGAUACCGUCCAUCCCAGAACAAGAAUUCAACACAUCACCUGUAACAGUAAGCGUGCAGCUCCCAGAAGUCUCUCCAAAAAAUUGGGUACUCCGGAGUCGUUUUGUCUCCACUUCAAGCCGUGAGACAUGGUCCAGUUAGUGAUAGUUUUAAGAGAUAGUACCAUUACUACUGAAUUCAUGUAGUUAAACAGCUAUGAAUUUCAAGACUUUGCACUAUCAGGCUUCAAUCACACAAACCCUUUUGUGAUAAAAAGGAUUCCAAUUGAUAAAGGUAUUACAGAUGGUCAGACAAUUUUCAAAAUCCUAUAAGAAUAGCAUGAUUAAGGAUUAGCUCUGCUAGCGAGGUAUUACUUCAUAACCCAUCCGCAUUGUUUUGGGAGCAAGAAGCCAGAAGCUCUUCCAGUUUAGCAGAUUGCAACAACCUCAAAUCCCUUCUCACCUAACAUCUCCGCAUUCCGCAAAGUAAACAACACAAAAUCAACAACGUCAAUAAGGAUACAAGGCCAUACCUGGCUGUGAACUGGUUCCUGUUCUUAUAAACGAUUCUCUUAAAAAAUCAGCAUUCCGCCUGAAGCUGCUCCAACAAAGACUUCAAUUUCUCUUCCAUUCCAUACUACUUUCAAUUUCACUACCCAUUCCUUAUUUUUUGUCCUGCAACUUUCCAUUACUAAACUAGACAAUGAAGCUCCUAACUGGACAAUUAGCGGCUUGGAGGGUUUAGAGGUAAGGGGUUUUGUCCAAACUGAGACUCCGGCGAAGUGAAAACCCGACGCCGGAGGGGUUUUUCCCCCAAACCAAAUACUGAUGCCGGACUGACCGGUGAACAUGAUGUGGGUCUAGUUAUCAGAGCUAGGAACGGACCUUAUUAUGGGAUUUGUCGGACGAGAAUGAGGGCGAUGUAGGGUGGAGGAGACUGAGGCUGAGGCUCGAGAGCUUUACUGUGAGUAGAAAGGAAGCAGAAAAGACAGGACACUGGUGCCCGGGACGGAUUGCCGGGCUCUGGUCGGAAAUUGAAGAAGGAUAGAGAUUUCACCGAGCAGCUUGGCCGCAGCCGGAUCUGCGAAAUGG